AUGCAAUUUACGGAGCUGGUCUUACUUCUCCUCGUCACCCUCGUUGCGGGUACAUCGAGUUCAUUCACGACAACAAUCACGCCUUCCACUUGUCCUUUCCGCACGGUUAACUACAUUACCCAUAGUCUCCCUCAGCAAUGCCUUGCAUCUUCUCGGAAGACCAACGUUACGUCCGCAACGAUCGAACCCACUGGCUCUCUCAGCGAGAAUACCGUAUCUUCUACCUCUUCUGCAACUGACAGUUCUCAUCCGACUUCCUCCCCAUUGGCCCUGUCUACUAUUCGUUCACAAUCCAAGAACAAUUCCUCGGUUCAAAUUGCGCACACCUCGCAGGAGCAGCCAACUCCGGGCCCUUCCCAGACCGAGUUGCAUGGUACUCCGUCAGGUACAGGCCAUGAUGUGUUGGAGGAAGAUUCUCCGCUCGAAGACGGAAAAUUCCUAUCUUUUGAGGACUGGAAGCGAGAGAAUCUCAAAAAGUCGGGUCAGUCUGAACAUAUUGGCAAGGGACCUGGAAUCGAAGGUCGAGAGGCGAGGAAACGACCCGCGCCUCUGCGGGAUUCCCUCGACUCCUUGGGGGACGAUGCUGAAAUAGAUUUGGACUUCUCUGGCUUUGUUUCUGACACUCUCGACCCUCCCAAGCAGGGUCAACCCAGGGCGCAUCAGGGGAUCCGCGACAGCUCGGUCGAGAUGGAACCGGGGCGUGGUCCGAGAGCCGGCGCGAGGAGCAAAGACGCCGGCACAACCUGCAAAGAACGAUUCAACUAUGCCUCUUUUGAUUGCGCUGCCAAUGUUCUGAAGACCAAUCCGGAAGCGAGAAGCGCCUCGGCCGUGUUGGGUAAUAACAAGGACUCUUACAUGCUCAACGAGUGCUCGGCUCAGAACAAAUUCUUGAUCCUGGAACUGUGCGACGAUAUUUCAAUCGACACUAUUGUGCUGGCAAACUUCGAGUUCUUCAGCUCAACUUUCCACACUUUUCGAGUAGGCGUAUCUGACAAGUACCCAGUGAAAACCGACAAGUGGAAGACACUAGGGACUUUUGAAGCUCGAAACACCCGUGAGGUCCAAGCAUUCUUGGUUGAGAAUCCAGUCAUUUGGGCACGCUAUCUGCGCAUCGAAUUUCUCACUCACUAUGGCAAUGAGUUCUACUGCCCCGUCAGCCUCGUCAGGGUUCAUGGAACUACAAUGCUGGAGGAGUACAAGCACGAUCUUGAAUCAGUCCAAAUGGAAGAUGAUGGUAAAGUGGAGCACGAAGGCACUGAAAAUGCAGAAGAUAGACCUGUGCCGGAAGCAGUGGCCGAGCGGCUUUUGACAGAGGCCGAUGUCCUCGAAAACUCUAUCAAGACUGCUGAUCCAGCAACUACAUCAGAUCCAUCCCAGAUGGAAGAUUCUCUCAAUACCACUCAAAACCUCCUUGAAGUUAAUAAAGGCGCAAUCUCCACCUCGCCAGCGCUUUCGUCGAGAGUCUUCAAUGAUUUGGCGGAUCAAAACCAUCCGCUCGACAUGUGCAAGCCCAAAAAAGGCAAUGCAAGCACAACUUCCGAUGCUCUUGAUCGGCAGCAUGCCACUCAGUCCCCUAAUUCGGAGGCUAUAAACUUUGCCAUGGAUGUCCAGGUUCCAAGGUCCAUGGGAACGGGCAAUGUCACAAUAACAUCCAUGGACGGGUCAGUCACGACGUCUAAAUCCAAUUCCAUGGUUGAUUCAGCAGCUGCCAACGCUUCGUCUGUUCCCCCUACCAGCAACAGUUCGAGACCAUCCGUGUCCUCGACGCAGGCUGCUCACCCCGCCCCAACAAUGCAAGAGUCGUUUUUCAAGUCGGUUCAGAAGCGCCUGCAAACACUUGAAUCCAACUCAUCCCUGUCUCUUCAAUACAUAGAAGAUCAAUCUCGCGCACUUCGAGAUGCAUUCCACAAAGUGGAGCAGAGACAGCUGGCCAAAACAACGUCUUUCCUCGAACAUCUCAACACAACAGUCCUCAAUGAGCUCAGAGAGUUCCGCCAACAGUACGACCAGCUGUGGCAGUCGACGGUCAUCGAGCUUGAGAUGCAGCGCGAACGCUAUCAACAGGAAAAUAUCGCCAUCAAUGCCCGGCUCGGCGUACUUGCCGACGAGGUCAUCUUUCAGAAGCGAAUGUCUUUCCUGCAGUUGAUUCUCAUCUUGGUAUGCCUCGGGUUGGUGUUGUUCUCCAAGGGGAAUUUGAACAGCUACCUUGAGCUGCCUCUGGUGCAGAGUGUCUUGUCCAGAUCUCCGAGUACUCGAUUUAUUAAUGUCUCCAGCCCCGACACGCCUUCACAGAACUCUCCAGUGUCAAGAUCUAACUCAGCGGGAGGAGUGCGGAGGCGUCUGGGGAUUUUAAAGGGCCAUCGGCGCUUCCCUUCGGAGGACUCGGUUGAGAACGCGUUGAGUCCCGCCGAUUUGUACUCACCGCCGACGCCAGUCAGCUUCGGGGAUCCUUCAUCGGACGGCGACGACAAAGAGGACGGUAACCGACUUGGGGAUCCCCAAUUCGACCCCAGUCUGAUUGAACGACCUAGUACGAGCCCACCAGUGCUCGCCGGGACAGCAGCGCCUACUGAAUCGGAAGCUCAUGUGGAGGUCACGGACAAUUCCAUUGACACGGUGCUUCUUGGACCCCCAUCAGAUGGCAUACAAACAACGCCUCCUAUUGUACUGGUCGAGGAUGCUACGCCUCCUCCGAAACAUCUGAAGUGGCAGCUGCCAGAGAGCUAG
Molecule: messenger RNA, 2727 nt
Organism: Cladophialophora psammophila CBS 110553
Lineage: Eukaryota; Fungi; Ascomycota; Eurotiomycetes; Chaetothyriales; Herpotrichiellaceae
Exons: 1
Coding region: 1-2727 (908 amino acids)
Biological process (GO): protein folding in endoplasmic reticulum
Cellular component (GO): cytoplasm; membrane
Source: RefSeq, a predicted model, not a curated record